Messenger RNA from Caenorhabditis remanei, 1713 nucleotides. RefSeq lists its product as uncharacterized. The transcript has 8 exons. The coding region runs from base 1 to 1713 and encodes 570 amino acids. Lineage: Eukaryota; Metazoa; Nematoda; Chromadorea; Rhabditida; Rhabditidae. The record is from RefSeq and is a predicted model, not a curated record.
AUGCGGAGGAUAGAAAUUUCGACGAUUUUUUUGAUAUUCACAGUGGUUUUGGUGUUAUGGAAUGGUGCAGAUGCUUCGGUGAUCACUCGAUUACGUCGAGACGCGGAAGACGCCCCCAUUGCGCAUAGUCUCCUCGAAAAUCGAGAAAUCCGUCGAGCGCCGCCAGCAAUUCUCCAGAUGAUUGGACCGUUGGCAUUCGGAAGAAAAGAUGGGGACGACGCGAAGGCACACGUGCCGUUUCUAGGACAGUUUGGUGUUGGAGACGUGAAUCAGAUGACGGCCAAGUUCACGCCGGAAGGGAUGACAGGUCAGAAGGCGAAUGGGGGGACUUUCGAUAUUGAUGAUGAGAAGGGACCACAGUUGGGGUAUAUGGAUAGAGAGACGACGAUGGGCGAGCGGUCGGGAAGCACUGGCAAGAUGUCAAUCCUUGGUCUCGGCAACAUCGAAAUGGGAGAUGUCAAGGAGCAAGGAACCGGUCUUCUCGACUUUUCCAAGUCAUUAUUCCCAUUCCUCGAGCUGCCCACCCUCAAAAACGAGACUGAAAAAGAUGAGCACACUCAAGUGGAGCAAACCUACACCGAUUAUUACUACCCCAAGCCAAGAUCCUAUCUUGGGACCUCUUAUGACGUCACUCGACCCCAGAUUCCUGGGAAAAACCGAGAAGAUAUCGAGUUCCCAAAAUUAGUCGCCGAGGAGCCCCCGAAAAAAUACAGUAACCCAUUCGACUCGGUGAAAAUCCGCCCGAGAGCUCACGCCGCCGUCACCAAGACAGUUGGUGAUGAGGAUAGCGAUAAGGAUAGCGACAAAGAAGGAUUCAUCGCUCAGAAUGGGAAACAAGUGGAUCCAGAUGAGGAUACGACGCCACUUCUGACGGCGGAGCAUAAGGUUUCACAGGUCACCACCCGCAAAUCCAUUCAUGAAGUUGGACUGUCCCCCAGAGAGAUUUACGCGUUGUGCGCCAAAUUUGCACCAAUGGCUAAUCAGCACUGCUACAAGAGCAAAGUGGAGGAGCAAUUCGUGGAGAGGUGUCGAGGGUAUCAGAAGGAUUGUGUCGAGUUUAUUGCGAAGGCCCGCCCCCUUGGCGCCAUCGCUAACUCAUUCUCCUCAGGUGUGGGUCUCACGUAUUACGACUGGAAUGUCAACGGAAUCCCCUAUUACCCUGUGAACGAGGAGGGAUCCAUUGGAAACGGUCAUCACGGAAAAGUGGAUUUCGGUACCUGGGGAGGAGGGUAUUCGGAUAAUCUUGGAGUGAGAGACUUCUGGUCGCAGACGCAGGAGUAUGGAGCUAAUUGGUAUGAGGGACAAUACGGAUACAAAACCGGGUGGAGCAUUCCGUUGGUUCAGGGACUCGGUGUGGAAGGGGGUCAAGGAGCACAGGUGUCCGUACCGAUAAAAGAGGGAGAGCUUGGGAAACCGAUUACUGUAACGAAUGGAUAUCAUGUCGGACCGUUUAUGGGUCUGGCGGAUCGAGUCGGUGUGGAUUGGUUGAAUGGAGGCGUGUCGUGGAAUAAGGGUUUUGCCGUACCAUUCGUCGGAGUCGGUGUGAACACAGGAACCGCCGUCGGCUUUCCAUCAGUCGGAAUGAUAAUGAACCGAAUGGGUUUGAAUAGUGUGGAGACACUCAACACAAUGGCGAGAGCUGCCGCGGCGGAGACGGCUCAGGUAGCAGAGCAACGAUCUACGAAAAUUGAUGUGGGGAAUCUAUAUCUAUAG